AUGGUUAGUGGGAAUAAUACCGUUCGAACACCACCACCGAGCGGCGCCGCGAACGUCCUGGACACAAACCAAGGCACUAUUCAACCAGUCCAAUGGACUUGCCCGCGCACAUCCUAUAAUACGCCAUCUUAUCCAAAAGACUCAGAUGGGCUGCACGGUGUUGGUAUUCAAGAUCCAAACAACCUUGGUGCCGGUGCCGGCUUCCCGGAAAUGAACUGCGAUGGUUAUGCGUCUCCCCUACGCGCAGACAUUCACUUCCCCUCUUGCUAUAAUCCUAAGGCUGGCCUCGAUGACUACAAGAAUAACAUGGUGUUCCCAAGCAGCAAAGGUACCACGGGAGGCAAAGCAAACUGUCCUGUAGGAUGGACUCACGUUCCACAUCUCUUCUACGAAGUGUACUGGAACACUCCCCCCUUUGCAGACCUGUGGGAGCAAGGACAAGGAUCGCAGCCGUUCAUUCUGGCCAAUGGAGAUCGAACUGGAUACUCUCUUCAUGGAGACUUUAUUGCCGGUUGGGAUAUCAACGUUUUGCAAAAGAUCAUUGACAACUGUGAUGCGGGGGAUUCUGGCAUGGACAAGUGUGCUGACGCUGGCCCAAUCAACGACCCUUCCGACAGCUGCAACAUUGCCAACCUGAUCCCAGAGACUAUUUUCGGAGCUCUCGACAAAUUACCAGGUGAUAAUCCGCCCACUGGAUGGGGACAAGGGGAACUCGCAGUUCCCACUCCAUCCAGUACAUCAAGUACCUCGCUUACCACCGACCUACUAUCCUCCACACCGACCGAUGCAGCUGCUUCCAACAAAGCCUCAAGUAUCGAUACCACACUUACUGGAUGGUCAUAUACCGGCUGCUAUUCCGACAAUGAAUCUACCCGUGUCCUUAACGGUGUCCGAUUCGCGGACCUUGGUAUUGGGAAGGUGACUUCAACCGGUUGUGUGGAAUACUGCAAUAAUGCCGGAUUUAGCAUUGCAGGUACUGAGUAUGCCGGUCAAUGCUUCUGCGGUGAUAAAAUGGAGGGAAGCUCCAUACUGGCGGCAGAUCAUUGUAAUAUGAAGUGUGAAGGUGACAGCACUCAAGUCUGCGGAGGAGCCUUGGCAUUGAGCGUUUAUGAAAAGACCCAGCAGGAGGCCUCGAGGAGAUCAAGAAGGCAUUUCAUGCAGCAUGUGCACGGAAUGCAUGCUUGA
Molecule: messenger RNA, 1185 nt
Organism: Penicillium canariense
Lineage: Eukaryota; Fungi; Ascomycota; Eurotiomycetes; Eurotiales; Aspergillaceae
Product: DUF1996 and WSC domain-containing protein
Exons: 2
Coding region: 1-1185 (394 amino acids)
Source: RefSeq, a predicted model, not a curated record